Messenger RNA from Komagataella phaffii GS115, 2523 nucleotides. RefSeq names its product DNA-dependent ATPase. Gene Ontology annotation, biological process: double-strand break repair via homologous recombination; reciprocal meiotic recombination. The record is from RefSeq and is a predicted model, not a curated record. Gene Ontology annotation, molecular function: DNA translocase activity; ATP binding; ATP-dependent chromatin remodeler activity. The transcript has a single exon. Lineage: Eukaryota; Fungi; Ascomycota; Pichiomycetes; Pichiales; Pichiaceae. The coding region runs from base 1 to 2523 and encodes 840 amino acids. Gene Ontology annotation, cellular component: nucleus.
AUGUACAAAAAGCCCAUGAAUCGGCCGUUUAAACCGCCGAGGAUGCAAGAGGCCACUAAUAAACCAGUAAAACCAGCCCAGCCUGCGAAAAUUUUCAAAAGAAAACCAGAAGUUUUGUCUCCUGGGACACCUGAAGUUGCACAAACAAGGACUACGAACUCCGUCAAUGUUCUAUGGAGAAAAAAGACCCUCAAGAAGAAUAAGACUUGGGACGGUGAUGGGAUCUUAGUGAUUACGGGAGACCAGUUGAUUUUCAAAUGUGACCCGUUGGGAGGUUCCAACUUAAGAGAACAGGGUAGAAGAUCCAAAUCUUCAAAGAGUCUUGAAGGUGUUAUAGCCAUAGGCAAUUACGAAAUAGAACUUGAUGGCGAGAUUUCUGACGUGAAGCCUGCUUCGAAGAAACAUAGAAAAAUAGAACAUGAGGUUAGUUCGGAAAAAGAAUCCAUAACUUCAGCAGAUAAGAAAUCUUCCUCCCUUCCCUUCAAGAGCCCCAUGACAAAUUCAGUGACUAGACAACCACAGAAGAAAAGCGCUCCACCAUAUAAAUCAGAUUAUGAGCAUUCGAUUGUACUAUCUCAAGAAUCGGAGACUUCUAAAAUGGUAGUAGUGGAUCCGUUGCUCAGCCAACAUUUGAGACCUCACCAAAGGGAGGGUGUGAAAUUUCUUUACAAUUGUCUGGAUGGCUCCAAAGAGUUGCCACAUAAAGGAUGUAUAUUAGCAGAUGAAAUGGGACUUGGAAAGACAUUGACCACAAUUACCCUCAUUUGGACUUUACUUAAACAAAACCAGGUUGAUCACAAACGACCAGCAGUGAAGAAGGUACUGGUUGUGUGUCCUGUUACUCUGAUACACAAUUGGAAAAGAGAAUUUCGAAAGUGGCUUGGAAUGAAUAGGGUCAGUAUUUUGGAAAUGAGCAGUGCAUCAAAUGUAGAAGAAGACAAACGAAGUGUGAUCAACUUUGGACGAACCAGAGUGUACCAAAUAUUGAUCUUAGGUUAUGAAAAACUGCAAAAGUUGACGAAUGAAAUUUCCCAAAUUAACGUUGAUUUGUUGGUAUGUGAUGAGGGACACCGGUUGAAGAACUCAAACAAUAAGGUGAUGAAAAGUUUGACUAGUUUCCAGAUUCCUCGUAAAAUAAUUUUGACAGGAACUCCAAUCCAAAAUGAUUUGAAUGAAUUCUAUAAUAUCAUCAAUUUUGUUCAGCCUGGAAUUGUUGGAGAUUUUGCUAGUUUUAACAGGGACUACAUGAGGCCGAUUCUUCAAGCCAGGGAAAUUAAUUGCUUGAACCGGAAAAUCAUUAAGGCAGGCAACGAAAAAUCCAACUCCUUGGUUGAAUUGACUCAAAAGUUUAUCUUACGGAGAAAAGCUAAAGACAUCAAUACGAAUUUCCUUCCGCCAAAAACUGAACUGAUACUGAUGGUUCCAAUGACUGAAUUACAACAGGAGCUAUACAAGGAUAUAAUUGAAACUAACCAAGCCAAGCUUGGCUUGAUCAACGACAGAAACUUUUUUCUUCAAAAAAUUUUGAUUCUUCGUAAAAUAUGCAAUUCACCCUCCCUGCUGAAAGACGAACCUGAUUUUGCCAGAUACAAUCUCGGCAAUAGAUUCAAUAGCGGUAAGAUCAAGCUAACAGUACUGCUUUUACGAAAGCUGUUUGAAACCACCAAUGAGAAGUGUGUGAUUGUUUCAAACUUCACUAAAACUUUGGACGUACUUCAGCUAAUCAUAGAGCACAACAAUUGGAAAUACCACCGACUAGAUGGUUCGAGUAAAGGACGGGACAAAAUCGUACGAGAUUUUAACGAGUCGCCUCAAAAAGAUCGAUUCAUCAUGUUGCUUUCUUCCAAGGCAGGGGGAGUGGGGCUCAACUUAAUUGGAGCCUCACGCUUAAUUCUUUUUGAUAACGACUGGAAUCCCAGUGUUGACAUUCAAGCAAUGGCUAGAGUGCAUCGAGACGGGCAGAAAAGGCACACCUUUAUCUAUCGUUUGUAUACGAAAGGCACAAUUGACGAAAAGAUCCUACAAAGGCAAUUGAUGAAACAAAAUCUGAGCGACAAAUUCCUGGAUGAUAAUGAUAGCAGCAAGGAUGAUGUGUUUAACGACUACGAUCUCAAAGAUUUGUUUACUGUAGAUCUUGACACGAAUUGUAGUACACACGAUUUGAUGGAAUGUUUAUGUAAUGGGCGGCUGAGAGAUCCGACUCCCGUCUUGGAAGCAGAAGAAUGCAAGACAAAACCGUUGGAGGCCGUUGACGACACGGAUGAUGGUUGGAUGUCAGCUCUGGAUUUCAAACAGUUAUCACAAAAAGAGGAGACAGGUGCUGUGUCAACAAUGCGUCAAUGUCUGCUCGGAUAUCAACACAUUGAUCCAAAGAUUUUGGAACCAACAGAACCUGUAGGGGACGAUUUGGUAUUGGCAAACAUCCUCGCGGAGUCCUCAGGCUUGGCUAAAUCUGCAUUGUCAUCUGAAAAGAAACCCAAGAAACCAGUGGUGAACUUUAUCUUUGUGUCAGGCCAAGACUAA